Molecule: messenger RNA, 2908 nt
Organism: Cimex lectularius (bed bug)
Lineage: Eukaryota; Metazoa; Arthropoda; Insecta; Hemiptera; Cimicidae
Product: zinc finger protein Gfi-1b-like
Exons: 5
Coding region: 1-648 (215 amino acids)
Biological process (GO): regulation of transcription by RNA polymerase II
Cellular component (GO): nucleus
Molecular function (GO): RNA polymerase II cis-regulatory region sequence-specific DNA binding; DNA-binding transcription factor activity, RNA polymerase II-specific
Source: RefSeq, a predicted model, not a curated record
AUGGCUCCGAGAGACGACAUGACCUGGAUCACGGUUGUUUUCGUGAAAUGUGCCACUUGCACCUCCCAACCCGUUAGCUUUCUUUUGGCUUUUUUUUCGUUUUGCCUAUCUGUUGUUGGCUGUGCUUCUGUCGCGUCUGCUGUUCAAGGUAGGUUCACUGAUUUUGUUUGGCAUGUCAUCAAAACCACAAAGCUGGGCGCAAUCACUUGUGUUCAUGGCAUAGUAACACCAGGGAAUCCGUUUCUCGAGGUGAUAUUUAACCCAACAGAAAACCAUCAGGCGACAAAAGAGCAAGAGACCACCGAUCACCUUUCAGAAAGAUUCGAGUGUAAUAUUUGCGGCCGGAGCUACAAGCAUCAAUUCCAUCUUAAAGCCCACGUCAGGGAGUGCAGCGUCGAGCCACUUUUCAGCUGUGAGAUAUGCCUGAAAAGGUUCUAUCAUUCGAGGAACCUCAGCAGGCACAUGCAGAAUGUACAUAACCAUCCGAAAAAGAAGUCGCUUCACCAUAGCCAUCACGCUCAAGAGGCGCAAAAUCAAAUGUCACAGCAGCAAAUUGUCGAGCAAGUCACUGUCCCUAUGAUACUGAUUCCUUCAGCCCAGCAGGUUCAGCAAAACCCUACUUUCGCCCUUCCAGCAGAUCCUAAUUGAUAUUUUAACAUUGAUAACUUUUAAGGGGGAGGGAUUAUUGUUUUAUGUUAAAGGAAAAUCAUAUUUGGCAUUUUUAAUAUUAUCUUUGUUCAGGGAUAUUUUAUUAGCACUGUACCUCACAGAUUUAUUUAUUUUUAUUGUUUAGAUUACUACUACUACUAGAAUAGUUUAUAAGAUAUAAAACCUUCUUUCCACAAGUUAUAUUUAAUUUAAUUUUAAAAUUAUAUUUUCUUUUACUUUGUACUCUUGUAGCUUAUUAUUUUCAGUUAAAACAAGGACGUGUGUUUGAAUAUUUAAUAACACCUUGUACAACUAUAAUGCACGAUGGUUGAGAAAAUUUGUGUUUAUUUAAGCUAGCUGUUUAAUCUGAAUCGAAAAUUAUUACAUUAAAAUUAUUAAAUAAGAAGGCAAGUGUACAAAAAUGAUCUUGAGUGUAAUCAUGACUAUUUCAUCUUAAGGAGAAAUAUAUAUAUUUUGUUUUGAAAAUUAAUUGGGAUACAAUCAGAAAUGAUGAUCGCCAUAGGUUACAUGCUCAUAUUGAGAUGCUGUAUUGUUUCAAUUUUUUGGUGGCAGUAAUGUUUAGCACGUUUUUUUCUUCUUCGAUGCUACACAGACGGAAAUUUCAAGCAUUUUAUAAAAAAAAAAAUAUUAAUCGAUAAUUGUAUUUUAACUUGUUAUAAUUUAGUUUUGCUGUAAUUUACAGUGUCUUUUGUUUUCACUGGGGAUGAUUAAGAAUUAACUGUUUGAAAAUUUAACGAAACAUUUAUUUUAAGUUGCAUUAUUCCUUUUGCGGCUUAUAUUGAAAAAUAUUUAUAUUAAUUUUUUUGAUCUGAUAAACAUCCUGUUGUAUUUUAUCAUGUGGUAUAUUUGUAAAAAAGAAAAAAAUUAUUAAUUUAUUAUAAGAAAAUAAUUAAUUAUUUUUAUUGAUUUUUUACAUUUUAUCCUAAAUGUAGUUGGAAUUUAAUUAUGUGUAUAUUAUUUAUUCAUGAAUAUAUAAGUUAUAUAUUAUUAUCAAAUUUUCUUUGAAGAUACUGGGUUGUAGGGUUAAAUAAACAGCCUUUUUUUAAUUUAAUUUAUUUUCUUAAAAAUAAUUAUUAGAAUGUAUUUGAGUUUUUGUUAAGUCCUGUAUUUAAUGUUAAAAAUGUCUUGGGACUUUUUUUAAAAAUAAAUAAAGUUGAUUAUUUUGCACAAGAAAUGCCGAUUGACGUUUUAUUAAUCGAAUUUCUUAGCUGCCAGAUUGUAAAAACUUCACAAAUUUUAAUUUUUGUAAAGGUGGUUUAGCCAAAAUCUCUUUUAAUAGUGGAUCACUUGUUUUUACAUUCUGAGUACAAAUCAAAAUAUGAAGAGUGAAUUUUCCAUUGAAAAUCACUGAGAAUAAUUUAUUAUAUUCUGCCUCAACCAAAAUGGAUAUUUAAUUUUAAAUUGUCACUUUUUUAGGUAUGUUGUGGCUUAAAUUAUACUGUAGCAAUUGAAUUGUGAGAAAAACUAAUAUUGUUUUUAUUGCAGGUAAUUUGUUUUGGCAAUGGAAUUCUCAAGACAAGAAAUUUGGAAUCUUAAUUGUGGUGUUGAAAAAACUAAACAAAAACAAAUGGGCAGGUUCUAUAUUUCUGCAAUCGUUGUGGGCGGUCGUACAAAUACAAACAGAACAUGACCGCACAUCAGAAAUAUGAGUGUGGACGUGAACCAAAAUUCGAGUGUCAGAUAUGUGCAAAGAAAUUCAAACUUAAGAGAAACCUCAAUGCUCACUUGGCUAUCCAUCAAAAGAUAUUUUGAUAUAAAGUUUUUGUUUUGUGUUCUGAUAAAAUGAAAUUUAAAGGUUCGGGAUGUCUUGUUAUGUUUAUUAGGAAUAAAUUGUUUUUAAUAUAUAAUUUUUCUUUUGUUUUGAGAAAAAAUUGAUAAGGAAACCUAUUAUUUUUUCUUUCUUUAUUAUUUAUGAGAAAAAAAAAUCAAGAUGCAUUUAAUUCCCUUCUCCAAUCCACUCUCAAACACAAAAAGGAUAAAGUUCUGGAAUUCUAAAGACUCACCCGUUACAAAUGUUUUCCAGGUCAGCAAAGAUUUAUAUGUGACUGGUGUGGACGAUCGUACAAAUACAAACAGAACAUGACCGCUCAUAAGAAGUACGAAUGCGGCCGAGAGCCUAGAUUCCAGUGUGUGAUUUGCCUUAAAAAGUUCAAAGUCAAGAGUAACCUCAAGGCCCACUUAGCCGUACACGAGAGAAUAUUCUUCUAGUACGCAAAGUAUAGCAUGUCAAUAAAAAAAA